This is a messenger RNA of Trichomonas vaginalis G3, 225 nucleotides long. RefSeq names its product structural constituent of ribosome. The transcript has a single exon. Gene Ontology annotation, cellular component: ribosome; cytosolic large ribosomal subunit. Bases 1 to 225 code for a protein of 74 amino acids. The record is from RefSeq and is a predicted model, not a curated record. Gene Ontology annotation, biological process: translation; protein-RNA complex assembly. NCBI's taxonomy places the organism in Eukaryota, Parabasalia, Trichomonadida, Trichomonadidae. Gene Ontology annotation, molecular function: structural constituent of ribosome.
AUGCCAAAGCAAGUCACCACACCAAAGGAAUUUCUUGCCCUCGCCGCUCGCUCUGAUGCCAAGUGGGUCAAGGUCAAAAAGGCUGCUGACGACAACACAAAGUUCAAACUCCGCACAACAAAGUAUCUCUACACACUUACAGUCAAGCCAAAGUUUGUUGAACUUGUCCAGAACUCAAUCCCAGAGUCCCUCGAAGUCAUCGUUCUUGACAAGAAGGCUGAGUAA